Physella acuta is the source of this 1221-nucleotide messenger RNA. RefSeq lists its product as uncharacterized. NCBI's taxonomy places the organism in Eukaryota, Metazoa, Mollusca, Gastropoda, Physidae. The record is from RefSeq and is a predicted model, not a curated record.
UCAGCAAACAAGAAGUGGUGGCUGUAAAACAUUAUAAAUAGUUUGAAGAACGUUGUUUUGUGUACAGUAGAUUAGAAUAGCAGAAAAUGUUGCGCAUCAUAGCAACAAUACUAGGACUUGUAACUUCUUCAGCGAUUGGUCUCCAAAUUGAAGCCUCGCCACACAUAGUUGAUGUCGGCGAGACGAGAAAUCUGACAGUAAAAUGUUCGACAACAGUGGAAAGCAGUUCAAAAAUGGCUAGCCUUAUUUCGCUCAUUAUCUCCAGAUCCACUGAUGCUAAUGAUACCAACUUCAAAGAACUUAAUUCUAUCAACGUUUUCCAGUUAUCUGGACAAGUCAUUGAAAACAUCCGCGACAACCAAACAUCAACAGGUGUCAUUGAUGCUUACAGCCAAUCGAAUCUGAGCCUGGUUUGGGAAUACCCGGACGCCAGCAAAACUGGACUGUACAAGUGUGAGGCAAACGGUGUGGAUUUUGCUGGACAUCCGGUUGCCAUAAGUAGCACAGUACUAGUAGUAUCUGUACAAUCUGAUAGUCAUGUAUUGAUGCAUGAACUAAAGAACAUAAAUACUAAAAUAGAUGUCUUAAACAACGUCAUUGAAAGUCAAAAUAGAACUAUAAGCAACUCGUUUGAUCAAAUAAACAGCUCUAUUCAAAAAUUAGAGGCAAACCAACAAAUAUGGAACUCUCGUUUUCAGUCGAUAAAAAAACACAUGUUCACAAAUUGGACAGAUUUCGAAAAUCAUCAGUACCUACUUUCCCAUAUUAGAUCUGUUGUAUCGGUGGAGGAUUAUGAAACCAUUUGUGAAUUGUUUGGCGGGUAUUUAGUUGAAAUCGAUUCUAUUGCUGAGUUUAAUUUUCUUCGUGCUUUAGUUUCCAGUCAUCCUGAGUUUAAGUAUAUAAUGGUAGGUGCCACAGACAGAGCCACUGAGGACCACUGGAUCAACAUUCACAGCGGAACUAUCGCACACAACAUCCAGUGGGGGCAAGGGGAGCCAUCUCAUGACGACGAUUAUAACUGUAUGCUAUUUAGUAGGGCCCACCAUUGGUAUAUGUAUGAGUGGAGUUGUUUUUUCCAAGCAACGUAUUCUGAGAAUGGAUUUAUUUGUGAAAUUUCUGAAUAAACUUACACUUACUUUUACACCGACAUAUUCGUUUUGUUAAAUAUUAUUAAAAAACUUCAUUAACUGCUGAAGCUUACAAUUCUUUCUCUUGCAUUUU